Thecamonas trahens ATCC 50062 is the source of this 4287-nucleotide messenger RNA. RefSeq names its product ankyrin domain-containing protein. Lineage: Eukaryota; Apusomonadida; Apusomonadidae. Bases 1 to 4287 code for a protein of 1428 amino acids. The transcript is spliced from 2 exons. Gene Ontology annotation, molecular function: protein binding. The record is from RefSeq and is a predicted model, not a curated record.
AUGGCUGCCCAUCAAGGUCUGACAGAAGCGGUGGCUGUCCUGCUUCAGCAUGGCGCUGACGUGGCCGGUGAGGGCCAGGCCGGCGCUCCCUUGCACUAUGCUGCUGUUGGUGGCUGCGUCCCAGUCGCUCGCUACUUGCUCAAGGCAGGCGCUGAUCCGAUGGCACUGGCCCGGUCCGGUGGCUACACUCCGCUGUAUUUGGCGGCACUUCAUGCGAGGCUGGACAUGCUGCGGAUGCUGCUCGGGUUGGUGCCGGCGGCCCACGUCGGCGCCACCAUGACCAACGGCGCAACGGCGUUGCAUGGUGCGGCCAUGUCGGGCUCGCUCGACGUUGUCGCUGCCCUGCUCGACGCCGGUGCCGAUCCCAACGCGCGCUCGGACCGCGGUCAUACCCCGCGCGACUAUGCGGAGCUCUCGUUCCCGGGCAACAAGGCGCUGAGCGAGGCGCUGGGAUCGGGCCGUGGACGCACAGCACGCGGCGGGGAGGCACCGGGCGCGCGAGAGGUAGCUGGGCGCGACGCCGCCCAGGGUGGGCGCUUUGUUGACGCUGCCCGCAUCGCAUCCGGCGAGGCCGCGGCUCUUGGCGAGCUCAAGUACAAGUACCGGCCCGGCGGCACCGACCAGGCCCGCGACGAGGCCAGCGCCCGGCGGCGAAAGGCCAAGUCGGCCAAACUUGCCCGGAAGCAUCCGCGUGAGUUCUUUGCGCAGUCUGCCCGCGCCCGCCGCGACUCGGUCCAGAUCGAGACGACGCUGCCCGGCGCCAACUACCAGUCCCCGUACAAGGCGUCACAGCUGACGCGUGCCUCGCAUGCCCGGGCGACCUCGGCCGACGCCAAGGUCUCGGCCAUCAAGUUUCCGACCACCCGCGAGUUCCUCGAGGGCACGUCGGCACGCGACGCGACGCAGCAGCAGCUACUCGCGCUGCGUGAGCUCAAAAAGGCAGCGCUCGCCGAGCUAGACGCCGUCGAGACCGACGCUGAGGCCAUUGUCCGUCGGCAGCAGGCCAUCCAAGCCAACCUCGAUGCGCUCCGUGACCAAGACCGCGCCCUCGAGGCCGAGGCCUUUGCCGCCGCACAAAAAGCUCGUCGCGACCGCGAGGACGCCGAGGCCUGGCGCGACGCCGAGGAGAACGCCCGCGCCGCGCACGGCCUCGAGCUCCACAAGCGCAAGACCCAGCUGCUUGCCAACUGGGACAACCAGAAGGCCGCCAUUGUCCGCGAGCUCCAGGGCGAAGCGUGGAGCACCGAGCUCGAACUCCGUGAGCACCUUGAGAGGCGACAGGCCGCGCACCGAAGCCAUCUCGAGCACACCAUCGCCGAGGCCGAGGCCGCGUACGAGCUGCGGCGGGCCGAGCUCGAUGCCAAAACCCGGCUGGAGCGCGCUCGCAAGCGCGAAGAAGCGCAGGCACUUGCUGACGCUGCCCGCUACCGAAAGGCGACCCGUGAGGCAACCGAUGCCCACGAGGCCCGCCUCCAGGCCGAGCUCGCCGACGCCCGGCGGCAGCAUCGUGCCGAGGCGGCGGCACUGCGCAGGCGCAUCCAGCACCUCGAGUCGCGCCAGAAGCACGAGGGUCACGAGGCCGAGGUCCGCAAACGCCGCGUCGUUUCCCAGCAGUCGAAGCUCGACACACUUCGUGACAAUCUCGACGCCCAGGACGCGCGCGUCACCGCCAACAUCAUCCGCUCCGAGCAGGAGCGGCUCAUGGAGCGGAUUGCACGGACCGAGGCCAAGACGGCGCGGAAUAUGGGGAAGAUUGAGGCGCUCAACGAGACGACGGCGGCCGAAAUCGCCCGCCAGCGCUCGCUCACCGCCGACCACGAGGCCAUGCACCGUGCCGAGGCUGAUGCUGCCAAGUCUGCCUGGGCUGCCAUCCUCGACCAGGAGGCUGCCGCGUUUGAAGCCGCCAAGGUCCGCCUUGUGGCCAAGAUCCGCACCCAGGACGACUUUAGCAAGGAGCUUGCCGAGCUUGAGGCGUUGGAGGACCGCGCUGCCGCCCGGCUAGCCCGCCCGGUCACCUUUGCUCCUCCGGAGCGCAACGCCGACGCAUCGGCACCGCCCAAGCGCGCCCGCACUCUGGCCGAGCAGUCGAUGGCUGCCGCCCGGCUGGCUGUUCCGCGCACCGUCAACGAGUCACCGCCUCGUCAGAGCACGCCGGGAGGAGGCCCCGCGCCUUCGAGUCCCGGCCGGAGGUCGGCGACGCCGUCAAGGCCGCGCACGGAGCGCAAGCGCAACUGGGAGGCCGAGCGUGCUUCACGCAUCGCCUCGGGCUACACCGUGCCGGGGGAAGCGAGCCCCAAGGGAGAAGCUGACGAAUCGGCGGCAGCGGCAGGUGUCCGCGGCUUUGCCACCGCCUCGGCCGCCGAGCUGGCCGCCAAGUCGGCGGCAGUCUCGAGCAUGGCCAAGUCUAAUCGCAAAACGGCGUCGGCCAAGAUCCACUUGCCGGACACGUCGGUCGUUGUUGUGCCGUGGCAGCCAAAGCUCCUCGUCUCGGACCUCAUUUCAUCGCUGGUGAAGCGGUACGAGCUGGAGGCGCAAGCGGCAGAGCUAAUGCCGGGCAUCCUCGAUCCGGCCCGCGAGCCGACGCUCCGCAGCAACGCUCGGUUCCGGCUUGUGUACGGCUGCUCCUAUGCGCUUGUCGACGCCGCCUCGCCACUGGUGGUGAACAAGCUGCUGCGGCUGGGCAAGCUGGCGAACACCACCCGGCUGUUUACGCUCCAGGACGUGGCGCUGCUCAACGCUGUUGCCGAGGCCGAUGCGGUGCUAGACGCCGCCGACGGCGACGAGCCUGCGGCCGACUCGGUGGCGGCGGCGGCGCGAACGGCAGCGGUGGCAGCCAUCUCUGCAGCAGAGCGGUCGCCGGCAAGUACGUCGGCAAGCACGUCGCGAUCGCGGUCGCGGCGGUCGGCUCGCAAAUCGGGCAUCCACCGGGCGUCGCGACAGCUCGACACUAUCAAUCGGCUCGCCCAGCCGCGGCAGGCAAGCCGGGCGAGGGAGCGCGUGUCUGACGCGCGCGCGGCCUCGGCCCGGCCGCGUCGCAAGCGCAACUGGGAAGCCGAGUAUCUGCGACGUAAGGCGUUGUCGGCGCGCGGGCCUGCCCCGCACGGAAAGGAGACCCGCCGUCCGCGACAGGCCACGCCGUCCUCACCGGAGCACCAGUACGAGUACGAGUACUUUGAGGAGGAGGUGACGUACACCGAGGCGUCGCUGGCAGGUGGCGAGACGCCCGACUCGCCGGACUUGCGCAGUCACCGGCUCCGGGUCUCGGAGCUUGACGUUCCACGGCAAGUCUCGCCGCUGCACUCGGUUCCGGACGAGUACGGCCUGUACUCGGUGCCAACCGAGGAUGGCGACGCCGAAGAGGCGGCCUAUGCGUUGCUGGCGUCGCCGCAGGCCGGCGGCGAUGACGUCGCUCGGGUGGUUACCUUUGGCUCGGUCACGGCCGAUGGUCACGACGAGGCUGAGACCGGAGCCGAGGCUGGCGCCGACGGCGAUGAGACUAGCGGGGACGCUGGUAGCAAUGAGUCGGACGGCGCUGAUGCUAUGAGCGUGGCUGUGCCGGCCGCCAUCAUCGAGAUGCUUCCCGGUAGCGGGCUGUCUGUCGACGAGGUCCGGUCGCGAACGCGCUCGAAUGCGGAGCUGUACGACCAGCACCCGUUCUCGUCGCCAACGCUGCACUCGGGGGCAACAACGUUUGCCCGGCCGGCGCAUCGGCCUGUAGUUGACGGCAUUGUCGUGGAGGGCAACCAGCCUGUGCCGUCGUCUGCGCUCGCGCUCGAGGCUCUGGUCGAGGAAGAGGUUGUCAAGUGGGCACCGGUCCGGAUCAAGUCGAAAAAGUGCGGACCUGUUCACUCGCUGCGGUACCGGCGGCUGCGCCGGAUUGUGAUCUCGGUGGCGAGCAAGGAGUCUGAGACGGCGGUGCAGAUUCUGGGCGUGUUUGCCUGUGUCGGAGGUAGCGUCAACGCGCGGCGGUUGUACGAGCUCGCGCUGGUCGAGCAGCAGUCGCCGGGAAGAGCCAUCAUUGGAUGGGACAACCGCCUCGACAAGAAGAUGUUUGGCGGAGUGUCGGCCAAGGGUGAGCGGUAUCCGUUUACGCUUGUUGUCGACGUGCGGGUCGACGGGCACAAGGCGCCAGUGAGGCUGAGCAAGACGAUCAUGUGCAAAGUGUACGAUACAGACACUUCGUUCUCGUACCGGACUAUGAGCGGAUCCAGCAGCGGGACGUUCGAGGCUGUGGCGGGCGGGCACCCUGGCCGGGUGGUUGUCAUGGUGCCGCCGGCCGAGGAAUAG